GAGCUCCCUCCACUGGCACUGUGGGAAGCUUUAGCCAAGCCAAUGCACCCUGACAACAAACUGCCCAGCCAUGGCAAGGCAGGCAGCAGCAGUGCCCUGGCCCAGCACCACAAUGUGAGCCAAGCACCCACCUGUAACUUGGGCUCAAAGGGCGUGGGGGCAGGCAGCCAUGGCAGCAAGGCCACUCAGAUUUCCCCUGGCAACUCUGGACUGAAAAACAGCCAGAACACUGUCCCAAACUUCAGCUCCUUGAAGGGCAAGGUGAAGCGGGAACGAAGCAUCUCAGUGGACUCCGGAGAACAGCGAGAAGCUAGCACCCCAUCACAGGACACAGAAUCAAAAGGUGAGGUGGCUCCCCGCAGUAAGCGACGGUGUGUGCUGGAAAGGAAGCAGCCAUACAGUGGCGAUGAAUGGUGCUCUGGGCCGGACAGCGAGGAAGACGACAAACCCAUCAGCAGUGCACACAGCUGUAAUGUAGCAGAUCCUGCGAUGUCCACGGCCCCACAGCUUGGCCCAGGGUCCAACCCGCUGCCUAACCUGAGCGAGAGCAGUGCUUCCGGCGUGCCCCAUGGUGCUGCCCCUGGCUUGCGGUCAGAGGCUGCAGGAGGCGGAGGCGGCGGAACAGGGAAGCAGCAUUCACAGUUUGUUUACGUCUUUACAACGCACCUUGCUAACACAGCUGCAGAAGCUGUCCUGCAGGGCCGAGCUGACUCCAUUCUGGCCUACCAUCAACAGAAUGUCCCACGGGCAAAGUUAGACCAGGCACCACCUGCUCCUAAAGUGCUGGGCGUUGCUGAGCCACUUCCAAUUAACCCUCCUGCUGCCAAUACUCCACAGUCCCAGCCACUGGCUCCUCAAGCAAGUCAACCACAGCCACAGCCUCCCCCACCACAGCCUCCAGCCCCACCACCUCAGGCCAUCAGUCAAACACCUUUGCCUGCGCCCAGCAGCCUGCCUCAGGAAGGGACAAGUGAAGAUGGCCGGAGAGAUCUGACUCCCAACUCUUUGGGGAACAAUAGCAGCAACAACCAGCCUGGAAGUAACCAUCCAAAUACGCCCACUGCAUCUGCCAGCACCAUGCAGCCUGGGCAAGUGGACUCCUCUGCCACACCCAGCUCCAGCCUCCUUGGAGAGGGCCCAGGGAUGCCGGGGAAUGGGCAGGCAGGCCUGGGCCCCAGGAACACCAUGAACUCAGAAGGGCUCUCAAAGGAGCAGCUGGAGCACCGAGAACGUUCUCUGCAGACCCUGAGAGACAUUGAGCGUCUGCUGCUGCGCAGUGGGGAGGCUGAGCCCUUCCUCAAGUCCAGCCAAAAUGCAGGUGAGGGGGGGACUGCCCCUCAGCCACAGGCUGCCCCUGCCCAGCCCCCCGCGCCCCCUGCCAGCAUCAAGAAGUAUGAAGAGCCUCUGCAGUCCAUGAUCUCCCAGACCCAGAGCCUUGGUGGGCCCAGCCUGGAACAUGAGGUGCCUCACCACCCUGGCGCUGACAUGGGACAGCAGAUGAACAUGAUGAUGCAGCGGCUGAACCAGGACAGCCUGACACCGGAGCAAGUGGCCUGGAGGAAGUUGCAGGAAGAGUACUACGAGGAAAAGCGACGGAAAGAGGAGCAGAUCAGCAUCCAUGGCCGGCCCAUGCAGGAGAUCAUGAUUCCUCAGUCGAUGGGGAGCAUGAUGAUGCGUGGGCCUCCACCACCCUACCACAGCAAGCCUGGAGAACAGUGGCCACCAGGGAUGGGCAGCCAGCUGCGGGGACCCAUAGAUGUGCAGGAUCCUCUGCAGCUGCGGGGAGGGCCACCCUUCCCUGGCCCACGGUUCCCUGGGAAUCAAAUGCAGAGAGUAUCUGGCUUUGGAGGGAUGCAGAACAUGCCCUUGGAUGCUCUUGGGCCUAUGAAUGCCUUGCAGAGGCCAGUCAGGCCCAGCAUGGGAUGGAGCGAUGAUAUGUCUCCUAUGGGAGGCCCUGGGAACUUUCCACAAGGCACCUUGCCCUACCCACCAGGGCAAGGAGACCCAGAAAGGUUUAUGAAUCCCCGUGCCAGAGAGGAGAUUCUGCGGCAUCAGCUCAUGGAGAAACGCCCAGUGGCAAUGCAGAGGCCCAUGGGGAUAUCCAACAACUCCAUGAGCCAGGGCAUGGAAAUGGAGAGGAUGAUGCAGGCUCACAGGCAGAUGGAUCCAUCCAUGUUUGCUGGGCAGAUAACGGGUGAGACCCUGAGCAGUGCCCCAAUGGGAAUGGAUUUUGCAGGCACUCGGGGGAUGCUGAGCCCUCCUAUGAGUCAGUCAGGCCUUCGGGACAUGGACACACCCAUGGGCCCUGGCAACCUCAACAUGAACAUGAAUGUCAAUAUGAACAUGAACAUGAACCUCAAUGUCCAGAUGACCCCACAGCAGCAGAUGAUGAUGUCCCAGAAGAUGAGGGGCGCUGAAAUGAUGACCCACCAGGGCAUGAACCCUGAGGAGCUGGCCAGGGUUAGGGCUCAGAAUGGCAAUGGCGGUGCAAUACUAACGGGACCCCAGAAAAUGAUGAUUCCCUCACAGUUCCCCAACCAAGGACAGCAAGGCUUCUCGACAGGGCAAGGGUCUUAUCCCAGCCUGCCCCAGGAGAUGGGCAGUGGCUCAGACAUGUUUAGCCCUGAGCAGGGCACCAUGUCUGUUGGGAGCAUCAGUGGCACCACCAGACUCAGCCACAUUCCUCUGCCUCCAGCCUCCAAUCCCACUCCCACACCAGGGGGAAACCUGGCCAACAUGCACCCAGCACCUUCCCGGGGGCUGGGCCGCCGGCCCUCUGACCUCACCAUCAACAUCAACCAGAUGAAUUCCCCCAGUAUGGGUCACCUCAAGUCUCCCACCCUUAGCCAGGUGCAUUCGCCACUGGUCACCUCCCCAUCUGCCAGUCUCAAGUCCCCACAGACACCCUCGCAGAUGAUCAGCAUGCCACCUUCAAACCAGUCUGGAUCCCUCAAGUCCCCCCAGGUGAUGAGUUCCUCCCUCAACGUCCGGUCUCCAACUGGCUCACCAAGCCGCCUGAAGUCCCCUUCUAUGGCUGUUUCUUCCCCUGGUUGGGUGCCAUCUCCCAAAGCCACCAUGCCCAGCCCAGGAGUCAACCAGAGCAAGCAGACUCUCAAUAUGAACUCAUCUGCUUCCAUCGGAGCACUGGAGCAGGGUUCUCUCCCUUCUGGGCCUCGGAGCAGCUCUUCUGCACCAGCCAGCAACACCUCUAGCACCAUGAAUCCAAACAUGCCUUUUACUUCCUCUCCAGAUCCAUCCCCUUCCCAGAACCCCCUCUCACUGAUGAUGUCCCAGAUGUCCAAGUAUGCCAUGCCCAGCUCCACACCACUUUACCACAAUGCCAUCAAGACCAUCGCCACCUCUGAUGAUGAGCUGCUGCCAGACAGGCCUAUGCUCCCACCUGGAAGUAUGUCAGGCGUGACGGGGAAUCAGCCAAAUCAACUGCACUUGAACUCUGUGGGGCCUGGAUCCGCUCAGAGCCCCAUGGGAAUGAACCUACCUGGUCAGCAGCCCCUUUCCCACGAACCACCCCCCACCUCUAUGAUGUCCUCCCCAAACCCUCUGGGCUCCAACAUUCCUAUGCAUCCAAGUGGGCCAGGGGCGGGCGUGCCCCCCCAGAACCCCAUGAUGCUGCCCCCGGGUCCCCAGGACUCAUUGAACCAGCAGUGUGGCCCUGUGCCCAACAGUUCACAGAUGAUUCCUUCCAACCAGCUCGUGUUCCCUCGCAUGCAGCAGCCCCACAAUGCCAUGUCAUCUCCUGCCGGAGGCAUGCCCAUGGCCCCCAGUGCAGGAGGUGGCCCUGGGAUGCAGCAGCAUUACCCGCCAGGGAUGCCCUUGCCACCUGAGGACCUUCCCUCCCAGCAGCCUGGCCAGAUGCCCCCUCAGCAGCACAUGAUGGGCAAGAACAUCCCUCCUCGGAUUGGUGACCCCUACCCGCCCGUGCUUCCUGGGGUGGCGUCGGUGCUGAACGACCCCGAGCUCAGUGAGGUCAUCCGCCCCACGCCCACGGGGAUCCCGGAGUUUGACCUGUCCAGGAUCAUCCCAUCAGAGAAGCCAAGCAGCACCUUGCAGUAUUUCCCCAAGAGCGACAGCCAGGCACCCAAAUCUCAGCCUUCCAACCUCCACCUCAUGAACCUGCAGAACAUGAUGGCUGAGCAGCCCCCCGUGCGUCCAGGUAUGAAUGCUCCCAGCCUCCCCGGGCAGCAGGGUGUGCAGAGGGGACUCAGCAUGCCCAUGUGCCAUCCUGGACAAGUGCCCAUGCUGGGCAGGACAGGCAUACCGCCCCAGCAAGGCAUGAUGGGCAAUAGCAUGCACCAGGGCAUGAUGUCUCCGCAGCAGAGCCUGAUGGCCCAGCAGAAUUUCAUGCUGAUGCAGGCCAAGCAGAGAAGCAUGUCUGUGUCAGGGGAGAUGUAUGCCCAGACAGGACAUAUGAUGUCACCUCAGGGCUCUCUCAUGGGGCCCCCACCUCAGCAGAACCUCAUGGUCACACACCAGAUGAGGCAGAGGAGUGUCUCCCUGGACAGCCAGAUGAGUUAUAUCCCUGGGCCUGGGAACAUGGCGAACUUGCCUUUUUAACCCU
Molecule: messenger RNA, 4579 nt
Organism: Agelaius phoeniceus (red-winged blackbird)
Lineage: Eukaryota; Metazoa; Chordata; Aves; Passeriformes; Icteridae
Gene: BCL9L
Product: BCL9 like
Biological process (GO): positive regulation of transcription by RNA polymerase II; negative regulation of transforming growth factor beta receptor signaling pathway; canonical Wnt signaling pathway
Cellular component (GO): beta-catenin-TCF complex
Molecular function (GO): transcription coactivator activity; beta-catenin binding
Source: RefSeq, a predicted model, not a curated record